Messenger RNA from Glycine soja, 834 nucleotides. Its product is annotated as protein NSP-INTERACTING KINASE 1-like. Lineage: Eukaryota; Viridiplantae; Streptophyta; Magnoliopsida; Fabales; Fabaceae. Bases 1 to 834 code for a protein of 277 amino acids. Gene Ontology annotation, molecular function: ATP binding; protein kinase activity. Gene Ontology annotation, biological process: protein phosphorylation. The record is from RefSeq and is a predicted model, not a curated record. The transcript has 5 exons.
AUGGAGGAUUUGCAAACAAUAGAACAACACCGUCAAGAGGUUUGCCUUGGAAACCUCAAGAAGUUCCACUUUAGAGAACUUCAGCUUGCUACAAAUAACUUCAGCAGCAAGAACUUGAUUGGAAAAGGUGGAUUUGGAAAUGUCUACAAAGGGUAUCUCCAAGAUGGUACGGUUAUAGCAGUAAAAAGGCUUAAAGAUGGUAAUGCCAUUGGAGCUACAAAGAGGCUCUUGGUUUAUCCCUACAUGUCAAAUGGCAAUGUUGCUUCCCGUCUAAAAGGUAAUGUCUAUUCUUGCGAUCCAAAGAUUAUUCAUAGGGAUGUGAAGGCAAGAAAUAUCUUGCUUGACGAUUAUUGUGAGGUUGUGGUGGGAGAUUUUGGGUUGGCAAAGCUAUUAGACCAUAGGGAUUCACAUGUGACAACAGCAGUGAGAGGCACUGUGGGGCACAUAGCCCCUGAGUAUCUCUCUACAGGCCAAUCUUCUGAGAAAAUAGAUGUAUUUGGGUUUGGAAUUCUGCUUCUUGAACUGAUAUCUGGCCAAAGAGCUCUUGACUUUGGGAAAACAGCAAGUGAAGAGAUUCAGGUUCUCCAAGAGCAAAUGAAAGAAGCACAUGCUUCUGAGAUGGAUUCAAUCAAGCAGCUUUCAUUUGAGACAGAAACCGCAAGAAGGGAAGAGGAAGAAAUGAGAUCCAAAACACAAGAGCUGAAGAAAGACGCUGAAAAAUCCAAAGCAGUGGUAGAAGAACAAGAGAAGAAACUAGAGUUUUAUCUAAAGCAAGCUGAGGGUGCAAAAGCAUCAAAACAAAGAGCCAUUGAGGAGAUGAAGAUGAAGACAUGA